AAAAAUGUUCAGCCCACCGUUUUCUCCACUUUUUCGAAGGAGAUCUGUUACAGUAUUCUUCGACGAUCUUCUUAGCGAAUCGGAAAGACAAAGCGGCGAUAAUAUUACAAAUAACGAGCUUUUGCCGGUGGGUUACGAGCGAGAUCGGCGACCAAGUUUACGAAACAACUGGAACUCCAACUUACAAGUUGUUCCGGGUAUUAGCAUUUUAGAUGAGACUGCAGAAAGUGUGUUCAUCAAUGAUAACGAAUCUCAGUGCUCAAAAAUGUCGAAUACAAAUGCUUACUGGGAUAACUACAUCCCAAGAAGCCCUUUCUUGACAAGGACAUCAAUUUCUGAAUUGGACGGUAUCGGGGUUUUGUCGCCUCUUUAUUCUGUUUCAACGCCUAGUAAUUUUCAUUUCACGAAAAGCCCCUCGAUUUUCGAGAUUUGCAGUGCGUCUCGACGGAAAUCAUCCGAAGACUUAUCGAUCUAUCUUCCGGAUCAUUUUACCCCUUUGACACUGGAAGGACUAGAAAAUGCAGUGACAAAGACCGUGUUCCAGUUCCCAGUGAUUAAAAAGGAAUGUGACGAGCUUGCUAAUGAUAACGACGUGUUUACAAAUACUUCCGAGAAUGACCUCACCCUCGGGGCACUUUCAAAAGACAAUGACGUCAUCCCAGGGGCACUUUCGGGAGACGUCCACAGUUUGGAAACGAAAAAUGACUGCAUAGACAGCUUUGCAAAAACGAAGGAAACAAUAGUAAAAAAUGAUGAAGAUAUUGGUAUCAAGCAAAAAAAUCCGGAAGAAUGUCAGAAGAAAAGGCGAAAACGACGUAAUCUGGUAUCUCCAGAGGCAGAGGUGAAUGCAAAACGUUCUCAGGAAAAAAAAUCUGUUUCACUCAGUGCGCAAAUCGAGCCAGAUUUAAGAAAUCAGCUUGAGAGAGAAAGGAGGAACGACUUGAAUACUAAAUUCCAAAAGUUAAAGUCCUGCUUACCUGCCAUGGCAAACUGCAAGAAAGCUUCAAAGAUUGCAAUACUCCGAGAGGCAACAAACUUUACAACAUUCCUAAGAAAGCAGGAAGUUGAUUUGGAAAAGGAAAUUCAGACUCAAAAGGCAUUGAACACAUUACUCCUGCAAAAACUAGUAGACGUUAAUGCAGUGGCGAGGAGUUGAAGGCACAUCUGCUUGCUCUCCCAAUGUUAUGUUCAGCCAAGUCGCAUAAAAUAUUCUUGGCUAGUUCACAGAAUACUCACAAUUUAGCAAUCAAAGAUAAUGUCUGUGUCUCGUUAUUUUUUUUUUCUUUUAUUUGAAGGUUCCUUUUAGGAUUAGGUCCCUCAUAUGAGUAGGUCCCUUUGCACACUUUUGGUUUGGGUCCAUGACGUAGGGGCAUUUCGAACAGGGAACCCAAACGCGUCAGCGCAUGUAAAGUUGAAGGUCUUGGUUUAGAGGUCGUAGAAUUCAAGGUCUUCUGAUGACAGUUUAUUAGGGACCACAGCUGUUGAUGGAACAACAGCUGCAUGGAGAGUAUAGCUUAGAUGAAAAAUCAUUCUCAAGAUACAUUUAACCAUGACAAAAGGAUAUUUUAUCUAAAAUGUAAUGUGGCUUACGCACGUUUCGAAAACACAAUUGAAUAAUUUGUAGAAGGUUGUUUUCAUACAAUCUUUUUGUUGUUCAAAAGACAAUUAGCAACACAUUAUCUCAUACUCGUUAUUUAUAAUUUAUAGCAUAGAAUAAAUCGAAUAUCAUUAAGUACUGAAAUACAGGAUUAAAAGCCAACUCAAUUGUUACGUGGAACAGUUUUGAUAUGGAGUUUUAGUAUGGAGCUGGUCGUAGUGCUUCUAUUUUUUAUUCAGGUAAGCUGAGCACGUAACCAUAGAUAGAGAGGCACCAUCAUAUCCCAAUACCUUAGAGUGUGGUUAUAAACGCCAUAGAAAAGGCAGACGCAUAAGAAUUUCCUGGAGAGGUGUGUGUGCAGGUAUCGGAAUAAGCAAAAAGCUUAAUAUUUGAAGG
This is a messenger RNA of Nematostella vectensis (starlet sea anemone), 1993 nucleotides long. RefSeq lists its product as uncharacterized. The record is from RefSeq and is a predicted model, not a curated record. Lineage: Eukaryota; Metazoa; Cnidaria; Anthozoa; Actiniaria; Edwardsiidae. Bases 5 to 1156 code for a protein of 383 amino acids. Gene Ontology annotation, molecular function: protein dimerization activity; RNA polymerase II cis-regulatory region sequence-specific DNA binding; DNA-binding transcription factor activity, RNA polymerase II-specific. Gene Ontology annotation, biological process: regulation of transcription by RNA polymerase II. The transcript has a single exon.